GGAAUAGUUUCGCACGCAAUUUUUCCAAUAAUUAUUGAAAAUAUGAAGAUAUCCUUUCUAUAGUUUCUAUUUAAAGCUAAUGUAUUAUAAAUAUCCUUGGGCAUUUUCUACAUUCUUGGUGUUUUUACAAUUUCAAAUAUGUCAGUGCUAUGUUAUACAAGACAAACAGUAAAUGUUUUCUAGAUUGCAUAAUCUUUUGCGAAAAGGAUCUGGUAAGGUUAUAAGAAAUAUGACAACUCUUCGUUAUUUCAUAAAUGUAAAACCAGAUUUUGAAUCCCAUUUCGGAAAUCCAGAGAUUCCAGAAAUUCUACUGAAAGACAGUAUAAAUGACGUCGUAACUAAAAUACAACAUUAUGUAAAACCUGUGGAACGAAAUGGUGGCGAUGGGGUAUAUUUAGGAACAGCGGGUGUUGCUUAUAUGUUCUAUCAUCUGAGCAAAGUUCCUACAUUGAGUGAAAAUAGAAGUGAAUAUUUAAAUAAAGCUCUUGAAUAUUUAAAACCAGCUAUUGUUGUUGCAACACAUUCAACAAGCAACAGAAAGGAUGUGCCAUCAUUUAUUUUAGGCAAUUGUGGUAUAUAUGCAGUAGCUGCCGCAAUUUAUAAAGCUAUUGGAGAUAUAUCUCAAAGUAAUCAUUAUAGGCAGUUAUAUUAUGAAGCGGCAAAAAUUUGCAAAGAAACCAAAUUUUUAAACUGUGGAUCUGACGAGCUCUUUGUUGGGCGUGCAGGCUACAUCUUGGGAGCAAUAUGGUUAUCUAAAGAAACUAAAACUCCUCUCCAAAAACAAGAUAUAUACGAAUUAUGUAAAAUUAUGAUUACAUCUGGAAGAGAAUAUGCAUUAAGACAGCAUUGCCCUUGUCCACUGAUGUAUGCUUAUUAUCAAGUGGAAUAUCUUGGAGCAGCACAUGGGCUUUGCUCCAUAUUACAAGUGUUAUUAUCAGUUCCUGGAUUUUUGGAUGCUAACCCUUCAGAUGCUAAUGGUAUCAAAACAACCAUUGAUUUUUUAUUAUCUCUGCAGACUAGAGAAGGCAACUUUCCUGCUGCUAUGGAUGAAGUCGACCAUAGAUCAGAUCUAAUACAUUGGUGCCACGGAGCUCCUGGUGUAGUAUACCUAAUGGCAAAAGCAUAUUUAGUGUUCAGAGAGGACAAAUACCUUCAGUCUUGCAAACAAAUGGCAGAUUUGAUUUGGGAUAAAGGUUUACUUAAAAAAGGUCCUGGACUGUGUCACGGUAUAGCUGGAAAUGGUUACGUGUUCUUACUUCUGUACAGGCUAACCAAAGGAGACCACAAAUACCUGUACAGGGCAAUUCGAUUUUACGAAUUUAUGAACAGUGACGAGUUUAAAAGUAACGCAAGAAUGCCCGAUCAUCCUUACAGUUUGUACGAAGGUUUGGCAGGUACGGCUUGUUUCUUAGCUGAUUUGUCUUAUCCUUUCAAGGCAGCUUUUCCAUUCUCAGAUGUAUUUUAAAGUUACUGCUAUAGUAUUUUAGUUAAUAUCACUUUUAUGUAAAUAUAAUCACCAAACAGUG
Messenger RNA from Anoplophora glabripennis (Asian longhorned beetle), 1526 nucleotides. Its product is annotated as lanC-like protein 3 homolog. The transcript has 4 exons. Lineage: Eukaryota; Metazoa; Arthropoda; Insecta; Coleoptera; Cerambycidae. The record is from RefSeq and is a predicted model, not a curated record. Gene Ontology annotation, biological process: carbohydrate metabolic process; peptide modification. Gene Ontology annotation, cellular component: plasma membrane. Bases 173 to 1465 code for a protein of 430 amino acids.